AUGGCAUCGGCUGAAACAGCAAAAGAUGAACAAACAUUUCCUUGUCGUAUAUGUACGCGAAGAUUUAUAAAAUCAAGUUUGGAGAAACACGAACAAGCUUGCAAAAAAUUGACAAAAAUGCAGCGCAAAGUUUUCGACUCGGGUAAACAAAGAGCAUUAAAUUCAGAUAUACCCAUUAAUGAUGUGAGAAAGGUACAGAAGGAACGAGAGAAGGUAGCUGUUUAG
Meloidogyne enterolobii is the source of this 225-nucleotide messenger RNA. NCBI's taxonomy places the organism in Eukaryota, Metazoa, Nematoda, Chromadorea, Rhabditida, Meloidogynidae. The record is from the annotation of a GenBank genome assembly.